AUGGCACGAACUAACGAAACUGUGGAGACUAUUUGCUUCGAUUACCAGCAAAAUUUGCCUGUUUCGGUGCUGACUACAGGGGACAUAUUUUAUGCUAGGCAGAUUUGGGUAUAUAAUCAGCUUUUCUACUCUUGUUCCAAUAACAAAUCGGUGGAAGUGCUGAAACUAGACUACAAAAAGGACAUGGAAGACAAAGACAAGCAAUUCAAAGUACUACAACAAACGCUACAGGGCAUGCAACAGCAGCUACUCGAAGCGAAAAAAAGACAAUGCGAGGAAGAAGCUAGGGUGAAGGAUUUGCAAAGCAAAUUGUCAGGGGAGAAACCUCCAAGGAAGCAUGAUCGAAAAAUAUUGACCGACAAAGAGAUUAUCAACUUGGAUGACAGCGAAAACGAGCAGUGUGACUCUGUCAGCGUGUCAGAGUGUCUUUCAGAGGCUGCAACGAGCACAACCUCGCAGAGACUGAACGAAUGCGACGCCAAGUUGGUGGGCAUAAUAUCAACUUUUCUGAACGUUCAUCCUUUUGGGGCUGGUUUGGACUACAUUUGGUCCUAUGUAAGCAAAAUAGAGCCGAAUAUACGACCUUCCGAUAUUGAAUCUCUCAUGAUUCGGUUUCCAUCCGUAUUCAAGCAGGAGCUUGUGGGUAUUGGAGCUAAUAUCGAGAGAAAGUGGAUUUUUAAUGCUUUCUGUAGUGCUCCGAAUGGUAAAAGUUAG
Messenger RNA from Acanthoscelides obtectus, 714 nucleotides. The record is from the annotation of a GenBank genome assembly. NCBI's taxonomy places the organism in Eukaryota, Metazoa, Arthropoda, Insecta, Coleoptera, Chrysomelidae.